Messenger RNA from Lates calcarifer (barramundi perch), 3902 nucleotides. RefSeq names its product glial fibrillary acidic protein (gene gfap). Gene Ontology annotation, biological process: regulation of chaperone-mediated autophagy; intermediate filament organization. The record is from RefSeq and is a predicted model, not a curated record. Gene Ontology annotation, molecular function: structural constituent of cytoskeleton. Gene Ontology annotation, cellular component: cytoplasm; intermediate filament; cell projection. The transcript has 9 exons. NCBI's taxonomy places the organism in Eukaryota, Metazoa, Chordata, Actinopteri, Centropomidae. The coding region runs from base 227 to 1582 and encodes 451 amino acids.
CCAAGAGACAUUUGUAGUUGAGUGGACGAGCACAGACAAUCCCUGGCACACAGCUUUUUGAGUGUCAUGUAAACCACCCCUUCGCUCUCCCUUUUUGUCCCAUUCACUGCCUGCCACCCUCCCUUCUCUCUGCCCCACCCUGUGGCCUCUCUGCUUUGGACUUGGGGGGGUUUGCUUGCCUCUAUAAAAGCCCUGCUUGUGCCCCAAGAGAGCUUCAUUCCCCAUCAUGGAGAGUCAGAGAGUCCAGUCUUCGUACAGGAAGCGUUUUGGGCCACAGGGCUCAAGCGCCACAGCAGUCAGAAUUGGGAACCUUUCUUCUGGUCGCUUCUCCUGGCAUGGCACCCCUCGCACUCUCACCCACUCCAGCCCCAUAUCUCGGAUCUCCCUGGGCUCAGCCAGCGCGGCCCUGCUCCUGGGGAGCCCCGGGGACCGGCUGGACUUCUCGGCUGACUCCCUGAUGAAGGCCCAGUACAAGGAGACUCGCACCAAUGAAAAGAUGGAGAUGAUGGGCCUGAAUGACCGGUUUGCCAGCUACAUAGAGAAGGUGCGCCUGCUGGAGCAGCAGAAUAAGGUCUUGGUGGCAGAGCUGAACCAGCUCAAGGGGAAGGAGCCCAGCCACCUGGGAGACAUCUACCAGGAGGAGCUGAGAGAUCUGCGACGGCAGGUGGAUGGUCUCACCGCUGGCAAAGCUCGGCUGGAGAUAGAGAGGGACAAUCUGGCUGCAGAUGUAGGAACGCUCAAGCAGAGGUUGCAAGAUGAGAUUGGCCUCCGACAGGACGCAGAGAACAAUUUGAAUUCCUUCAGACAGGAUGUGGAUGAGGCAGCUCUAAACCGUGUCCAGUUAGAGAGGAAGAUCGAUGCCCUGCAGGAUGAGAUAAACUUCCUGAAGAAGAUUCACGAGGAGGAGCAGCGUGAAUUACAGGACCAGAUCCUGGCCCAGCAGGUGCAUGUUGACCUGGAUGUGUCCAAACCAGACCUGACUGCUGCUCUGAGAGACAUCAGGGUCCAGUAUGAGACCAUGGCCAGUUCAAACAUGCAGGAGACAGAGGAUUGGUACCGGUCCAAGUUUGCUGACCUGACAGAUGCAGCCAAUCGAAACGCAGAAGCCUUGCGCCAAGCCAAGCAGGAGGCCAACGAAUACCGGCGCCAGAUCCAAGUGGUGACCUGUGACCUGGAGGCUCUCCGUGGGACAAAUGAGUCUCUGGAACGCCAGCUCCGGGAGAUGGAGGACCGCUUCGCCAUGGACAGUGCUGGUUACCAGGAUACAGUGAGCCAUCUGGAGGAGGAGAUCCAGGCGCUGAAGGAGGAGAUGGCGAGGCACCUGCAGGAGUACCAGGACCUCCUCAACGUCAAGCUGGCCCUGGAUAUUGAGAUUGCCACCUACAGGAAGCUGCUGGAGGGAGAGGAGAGCAGGAUCACUAUUCCAGUUCAGAGCUUUGCCAACCUGCAGUUUAGAGAAACUAAUCUGGACACCAAAACCCCAGAGGCCCACGUGAAGAGGAGCAUCCUGGUUCGAACUGUGGAGACCAGAGAUGGGGAGAUCAUUAAGGAAUCAACCACUGAACACAAAGAUCUUCCUUGAAGUUUUACAGCCCGCUCUCGCAGCUCAUCCUCAGUCACAAUAUGAGGAUUUUGAAUGCAUAUUAUUACAUUUUUUUGUUCCCAAACCCCAAAGCUGCCCUGUCAGCCAUUUCAUUUUUGUCAUCAUCCUUAGACUAAUCUGUUCUAUAACCACAUUAUAACCAUCAAGUACUGAGAGACGUCAUCACUAGAAUUUCUGCCAAAAACAUCCAUGUUUAGCUUUUUGUACAGCUCCACUAUUAGCUUGAGUUGGAUCUAGGCCAUUCAUCUUAGAUAGUCUGUAGCUUGUUCCAGUAAAAACUGCUGGAAAUGACUGGUAAUCUGUUUAACUUGGACUGACAGACCAGAUUUUUAGCAUUGUUUCAGAUUAGCUGCCAUAGAAGAGGUCUUGAAAUGUAGCGAUCGUGUUCAGCUAAUAUAUAGCGUGGUGGAGGUUGACAUGUGGUUAUUGUGUAUGUGAGAUUUGGCAAUGGAAGAGAGUUGGAGUUUGCAGAUGUCAGAAUUGGACUAGGGAAUGAGAGGUUUGUGUAUGUUAGAGCAGCUUUUGUCAGAAUGAGCGGUGAAUCUGGGCUGAUUUUUAACCCUUGACUGGUGCUAUUUUACAUUUCUUUCCCUUCCUGUAGCAUCAACCUCUGCCUGUGUGUUGCUUCAUGUAUUCAAGGUCCUGCACACAUGCACAUGUGUUUUCAAUUAGUCUCACCUCUUACUGAUUAGACCUGUUCUCAGGUGUGAAUUGGCCAGAGCCAUGCUGGGGUUUUUCUGAGCUCUCCUGUGGCUGCUCUGACUGUGUAGAGGGACCAAAACAAACAAAGAAUAUAUUUAGUCUGGUCUGUAGACACUGUGGCCAGGAACUGAAUUUACAGACACAUACAGAAUACGGUGUGUACCUUAUUCUGACACUGAGGAAGUACACUAAACAAAGCCUGGAAGCACACAGGAGCAGAGCAGGAUUUAUUAGCAAAAUCAGACAUACAGAGACGGUAAAGGGCAAUCCAGGAGAAACAACUGCAGAGUGCAAACUGAAACAAAAUGAAAAGUAUGAUUUUUACACACAGGUGCGUCCACUUUCAUCCAAGUUUCGGCGUCAUGAUUCCAAUUGUCUUGCAAAAUUUCAGUGAUCCAUUUUUCUCUUUUGUCAGUCAUCUGUAAAAAAAACAAACAAACAAAAAAAAAACAUCUGCCUGAAUUCUCUCUGAAUCUCUUUGAGCAAUCAAUGUCACAAAAAAGUCUUUACUAUUUCAGUUCCAAUUUUUUUUUCCCCAUGUGACUGCACCAGUGAUAGACGCUGAAUGCAUUGGUUUUUGCCAUUCAAAGUGACCGUGGUGACCUCUAUGGCCAUGUGGCCACGUGCAUUUACAUCUGUAACUGCUGCAACAAAACUAACAGGAGAGACAGCAGGGUCUGUACAAACCUAGAAGAGGUCUAAUCAGCAAAGAUAAGUGAAAACAGCUGAGUGUGUAGGGCCUUUAAAAUUUCCUACAUGAAUUUACCUCUACUCUUCUGAGCCCUUUAUUCACCACACACUCAGCUGGUGGCAUCUUCUGUCUCUUGAACACAACCUGAUAAGACAUCAUCAUUUUUUGACACCAGAACGUGUCAGGACAUGCCCACUUAUCGAGCAGAGGUGACAGGGACAGAAUGAGGCUGGAGGUGUGGAGGAGGUGUCCUUUGCCCUCCAGCUUCCAGAACCUCGCUCCUCCAAAUUUGACUGCUAGGAGAGAGAUGCAGAGACAGAGGAGAGUGCUGUGGAGAUAACCAACAAAUCCCAGAGCCCAGCAGUGCACCAGGAACCCUUGCUUUUUGUUUGUUUUUUAUUUUAAAGGGAAGGAUCUUGGGGUACAAAGGAAAGGAGGCUGCAUGUAAGGAUGGAUGUAUGGACGUCACAGCUCAGACACUGUAAUCCAAGCCUUGUGAUUUAUUGGACGCCCUGCUGACUGUAGCCGUGCUGACAGGCCCUGCCACUAAUGAGAGUGGUGCUGCGCUGAAGCUGGCUGUCUCUGUGCUCAUCGCCAAGGACAUGCUGUGAUUCGCGUUCCCAUGUGCCUCCCACCUUCUCCCCUCCACAACUUCCACCCCCGUCACACAACCCCGUCUUCUGUGUCUCCCAAUAACACGCAGCCCUCUGUUGUAUUCACUUUGUUUUGUUUUUUUGAAUGUCGAUCCUAAAUAGUCUCGUAGCAAAGAUGCAGCUGAAUCCUGCUGUGUUUUUUUUUUUUUUGGGAGAACCUCUGCAGAUGUGAAUAUAACAUUAGUUUUUACCAAUGCUAUAAGCUAUGACAUCAUGUUAACUUAACAACAAUAAAACAUUUUGUUUGUUAGAA